AGAAGGCCAUGCACCAAUAGGAGGUCCUGCCGGUACGGGCCUUCGUUGCCGACAUCCCGCAGUCCCGCCAAUCCCACAAUCCCACAGCCCGAUCCCACCCAGGGCUUAUGCUUACGUGCCGGAUCUGGCCAGCCGGACAGAAAUCCUUAGUCUUGCCUGUGUUGCCUGUGUUGCCUGUCUUUUAUUAGCCUGGCGUGUUGAGGAUACCCUGUCUCCCUCCCGUCAUCAUCCGUUAUUAUCGUCCUGCCGAGUCUUGCCAACUCAGGAUCCCACGGCAUCUGCCGCUAUGCCGAUGUUUACUCAAGGAAGAACCCGGUUGGACUUGAGUCCACCACCGCCCGCUUGCACCAACCGCGCCCCCGACGACGACGUGAUACCAAACCAGGUCCACUUCGUCUACAUCCUUAAGAACACCAGCCACGACUUCAACUUCGAGUUCAGUCAUUUUCUCUCCAUCUAUGCGGCGUGGCACUACUGGCGUCCGCAAGCCAUCUACCUCCAUACGAAUGUCGCAGCCGACAGCCGCUCGGUCGCCCGCGCCCGCAACGGAACGGCCGGCAAGUGGAACCACUACAUCUUCACGUUCUUCAACCUGACGGUGCACGAGGUCGACGUGCCGACGCACGCCGGCAACGGGGUGGAACUGCAAAACAUCGAACACAAGUCCGACUUUGUGCGCGUCAAGGCCCUGUACGAGCUCGGCGGCGUCUACAUCGACUUCGACGUCCACCCGCUCCGCAAUAUCCGGCCGCUCCGCGAGAGCGGCUUCCGAGCCAUCGCCGGCCGGCAGCUGGGCGGCCAGAUCAACAGCGGCACCUUCAUGACGGCCCGCGGCGGGAAGCUGGCCAGGCUGUGGAUGGAGCAGAUGCACGUCGCCUACACGGGCGGCUGGACGACCCACUCCAACGAGGUCAUCACCCGGGUCGGCCAGCGGCUGGUGCGGGAGCCGGGCGAGAUGCUGAUCAUGGAGCAAGACGCCUUCGCGCCGGGGAGCUGGAAGGACGAGGAUACCGACGCGCUGUUUGCCGUCCACGGCGACGCCCCCUCCAACUUACCUCCCAACGAUACUAGUGCUACUACCGACGUAAAACUUGACCUUCCGUCCCACGACGAGGCGUUUGCCGACCGCUGGGACCACCCGGAGCGGUUCCCCGAGUGGGAGCGGGACUGGUCGCACACCUAUCUGCUGCAUGCCUUCACGCCGGACCGCUGGCACCACAAGGUGCCGGGCUUUGACCACAUCACGCCGCGAUACGUGCUCGAGAGACGGAGCAACUUUGCCCGUGCGGUCUACCCGGUGGCCAAGGUUUUGUUGGACCAGGGGUUGAUCGGCGUGGAGGACUCGCAUACUGGGUUGUAG
Messenger RNA from Chaetomium strumarium, 1360 nucleotides. RefSeq lists its product as uncharacterized. The transcript is spliced from 2 exons. Bases 287 to 1360 code for a protein of 357 amino acids. The record is from RefSeq and is a predicted model, not a curated record. Lineage: Eukaryota; Fungi; Ascomycota; Sordariomycetes; Sordariales; Chaetomiaceae.